AUGGUUUCUGACUAUGAUAAAAAGUGCUCUGAUGCAGAGCACAUUGAAAACAUAAACCAAGAUGCACAGGAGGCCAACGAAGAAGAGCAUGAGCUCUCUGUAAGAGAGGCAAUUUCACUUUACAAAGCUUCCAUAUUCUGGGCUGCUGUUAUGUCCGCUACAAUCAUUAUGGAGGGCUAUGAUAACAUCUUAAUGUCCAGUUUCUUCGCUUAUCCAUCUUUCAAGGAUAAGUUUGGCCAGCCUGUUGAUGGUAACCCUAAUGAUAAGGAGCUUACGGGCCCUUGGCAAGUUGGACUUUCAUGCGCUGCAGCCUCUGGUGCUGUGGUGGGUGUUCUUGCUAACGGUUACUUGACUGAAAGAUGGGGACAUCGUCGUGUCAUCUUAGCUAACUUGACUUUGAUGGCUGCGUUCAUCUUCAUUCCUUUCUUUGCCCAAACAAUUCAACAUUUGUUGGUGGGCCAGAUAUUGUGUGGUUUGGUUUGGGGUGUCUUUGCUACAAUGGGACCUUCCUAUUCAUCUGAAAUUAUGCCCUUGGCUUUGAGAGGUUAUCUGGCAGCAUAUGUGAAUCUUUGUUGGGCUACUGGUCAAUUCGUGGCAGCUGGUGUGUUACAAGCGUUUGUAAGCAAUACCACUGAAUGGUCAUAUCGAGUUCCGUUUGCUAUCCAGUGGGUAUGGAUUCCGCCACUUUUCAUUCUAACAAUUCUCUGUCCAGACUCGCCAGCAUGGUUGAUCCGUAAGGGAAGAAUCGAUGAUGCAAUAAAGGCAACAAAGAGACUAUCACACAAAUCAAUCCACGAAAAAGCGCACCAAAGAGUAUCCAUGAUGAUUCGUACAAAUGAGUUGGAGAAGGAGCAGGAGAUGAAUAACAUUAAAGGAUGGAAAUCUUAUGUGGAGUGUUUCAAAGGGUUCAACCGUAGAAGAACUGAAAUCGCAUGUGUGGCUUUUGCAGGACAAGUUCUAUCAGGGUCCACUUUUGCUUAUUCCCCUAGUUAUUUUUUCAGUCAAGCAGGUUUGAACUCAUCCGAUACGUACAAAUUGAACUUGGGGACUACGGGUAUCGCAUGGACGGGAACAGUUCUUUCUUGGUUCCUGUUAAGAAGGUACGGUAGACGUACCAUCUAUGUUACAGGGUUUGCUAUUCUGACGGCUGUGUUAUUAUUAAUUGGAAUUCUAGCCUGUCCUCCACAGACCUCAGCAAUAAAAUGGGCACAAUGUGGUGUUGUCAUUGCAUGGGUUGCUACAUAUGCUAUGACAAUAGGCCCACUCGCUUUCACCAUUGUUGGUGAAAUGAGUGCGACCCGUUUAAGAGCACAGAGUAUUGCUUUGGCUAGAGGAUCUUACUCUAUAGUUUCAUUGAUCUCAAAUGUUGUUGAGCCCUACUUGAUUAAUCCAAGUGAAGCCAAUCUGAAAGGUAAAACAGCUUUCGUUUGGUUGGGAACAGCUACAUGUGUGCUUGUGUGGUCGUUCUUUAGACUUCCAGAAACACGAGACAGAUCGUUUGCAGAACUUGAUAUUAUGUUUGAGAAAGGCAUUCCAGCUAGACAAUUCUCAAAUUACCAGUUCGACUGGGAGGACGAAAUAAAAAACACCUCUAAAAAUCAAGCUAGUGAAUAA
Molecule: messenger RNA, 1614 nt
Organism: Williopsis jadinii
Lineage: Eukaryota; Fungi; Ascomycota; Saccharomycetes; Phaffomycetales; Wickerhamomycetaceae
Product: general substrate transporter
Exons: 2
Coding region: 1-1614 (537 amino acids)
Biological process (GO): transmembrane transport; carbohydrate transport
Cellular component (GO): membrane
Molecular function (GO): carbohydrate:proton symporter activity
Source: RefSeq, a predicted model, not a curated record